UUGCCACCCCUAAUCCAGCUCUCCAAAGCGCUUAUAAAUCAUUUUCCUUGUCACACGUCGCAGUCCUUCAUGUACAUGUGUCUCAUGCACAAAAUCCUUCAUCCACGUGGUCCUAGCCAGUACACUUUUCAUCUAAUCCCAAGCUGAAUAAUCCAUUUCUUGAAGUCUGUAAGUUUGAAUCAAUUCCUCGAACACCAGGGGCUCCUGCACAAGCUGUUGAAUCCAAAGUAGAAAGAAAAGAAAGAGAGAUGGAGAGAGAAGGAGAAAGAAGAAGUUUUUUGGCUAUGGCUUUGUUGUUCAUCUUCUUGGUGGCUUCUUCUUGUUCCUUAGUAGUGACUUUUGCAGAGGAAGAGAAGAAUGUGUUGUUACAAGUUACAGAGAGAGGGGAAGAGAGUUUUGUGAUGUUUAUGAAUAAGUACGGGAAGAAAUAUGGCUCAAGAGAGGAAUAUAUUCACAGGUUGGGGGUUUUCCUAAGUAACAUGAAGAGGGCAGCCAUGAACCAGGUUUUGGACCCUUUUGCUGUUCAUGGGGUCACCCCUUUCUCUGACCUCUCCCAAGAGGAGUUUGAAGCCUUUUACACUGGAAUUCUCCCUUCUUACUCUUCGAAUUCUCUCCCUACAGCACCUCAGCUGCCUGUCGAUGGUCUGCCUCCGGAUUUUGACUGGAGAGAGAAGGGAGCGGUUACCCAUGUCAAGAUGCAGGGAGCUUGUGGAGCAUGUUGGGCUUUCAGUACUACUGGUGCCAUGGAAGGAGCAUACUUCAUUUCGAGCGGGAAGCUAGUCAAUCUAAGUGAGCAACAGCUUGUAGAUUGUGAUCACAUGUGUGAUGUGGAAAGUAGAACUGACUGUGACGAUGGAUGUAAGGGAGGUCUUAUGACUAAUGCUUUCGAAUACGUGAGGGAAGCUGGAGGAUUAGAAGAUGAGAACUCCUACCCAUAUGUUGGAACUCGUGGUGAAUGCAAAUUCGAGCGCGAAAAGGCUGCUGUUGGAGUUCUGAAUUUCUCUAAAAUAUCCAUGGAUGAGGACCAAAUCUCUGCAAAUCUAGUCCGAAAUGGGCCCAUUGCAGUUGGAGUGAAUGCCGCAUUCUUGCAGACAUAUAUCGGCGGGGUGUCCUGCCCACUAAUAUGCAGCAAGAGGCAUGUGAACCAUGGGGUUCUUCUUGUUGGGUAUGGUGCAAAGGGGUUCGCGCCUUUAAGGUUAGGGAAUAGGCCAUUUUGGAUCAUCAAGAACUCGUGGAGUGAUCGAUGGGGAGAGCAUGGAUACUACAGGCUUUGCAAGGGUCAUGGUAUGUGUGGCAUCCACACCAUGGCAUCAGCUGUUGUGACCACUGAAGCAUGAUAACUAAAAAGAAGGUUUGCUUGGUUUGAUUUCAUGAAUAAACUUUAAGGGUCACUAAGACCAGGUAUCACACCCUUAGGCCCUAGGACAUAGGACAUAUCAUAGUUUUUCUAUAGAUACAGGUAGUAUUUAAAAUUAGAUGAACUGCUCUCUCUCUCUCUCUCUCUCUCUCUCUCCCAGAAAGGGAACCUUGUAAAUUUGGAAGCUGAGAUGGGAGUCUCAGGAUAAGUGGAUAUCUAUGUUCUUAAUCCUAUUAAAUUUCAUCUAUGUUCGUAUUCCCAUAGGAGGUGGAAUUAAAGCUUAGGACCUUAAGAAAACGGUUUGUAUAUCAAGUGA
Amborella trichopoda is the source of this 1673-nucleotide messenger RNA. RefSeq names its product putative cysteine protease RD19D. Lineage: Eukaryota; Viridiplantae; Streptophyta; Magnoliopsida; Amborellales; Amborellaceae. Gene Ontology annotation, biological process: proteolysis. Gene Ontology annotation, molecular function: cysteine-type peptidase activity. The record is from RefSeq and is a predicted model, not a curated record.